Truncatella angustata is the source of this 456-nucleotide messenger RNA. RefSeq lists its product as uncharacterized. The record is from RefSeq and is a predicted model, not a curated record. The coding region runs from base 1 to 456 and encodes 151 amino acids. Lineage: Eukaryota; Fungi; Ascomycota; Sordariomycetes; Amphisphaeriales; Sporocadaceae. The transcript is spliced from 3 exons.
AUGUAUCCGGGCCUGGCGCUUGCGCUUCUUGGGGCCCUCGUCGCGGCCAAAUCGUACCAGAUCCGUGCUGUCCAGGAUCCGAUCUUCCACUACUAUCUGCAGGCAUACCCGUCAAACUUGUCCAUCGCGGUCAUGGGCCCCGAGUCCUCCUCUGAGUAUUUCGACAUCGCGGGCACCAUCGAGAGCACCAACACGACGCGGUAUCUGAAUAUAGGGUCGGACAGCACGAGCUACAAGACCCUGACGUUCGGCAGCUCGUCGAGCACGAAUGCGUGGGCGCUCGAGGGCGAUACGAUUAUCACUGGUACAGGAAGUACCUGGGGACGGCAGCUCAACUUUCUGGCCUGCCAGCUGGAUACGAAUUACUGGCAGCUCUACUUCCAGACGGGAAGUGACGUGCCGAGUGGGAAGACUUGUAGCAAUUACCAGACCAUCCAUUUGCCCUGCCUGUGCUGA